AUGUCUGACUAUCGAUACCUCCGAUUACUAGAGCCAGGCAGCGACCUGCGACUGAUCCAAAUUCUCCCAGGAGAUGAAGGCGAGGACUUAGGGUGCACAAUUCGAACUUACGACAAUCUGAAAACACCACCAUACCAAGCCUUGUCAUAUACCUGGGGAGAUCCGGAAGCUAAAGUUAGAAUCACACUGAACGGGAAGAGGUCCUUUGUGACGCCCAAUCUCGAGAGUGCUUUGCGGAGCAUUAGAUGGAAGAGGGGAGUUCUGCCAUCAAUGCAGGAACACUUCUGGAUCGACGCUGUGUGUAUCAAUCAAGGGGAUGCCGAAGAAAGGGACGAGCAGGUCCGACGGAUGAAAUCCAUGUACCAAGACGCUGACGGAGUGGUUAGGGGACUAUGA
This is a messenger RNA of Hyaloscypha bicolor E, 396 nucleotides long. Its product is annotated as HET-domain-containing protein. Bases 1 to 396 code for a protein of 131 amino acids. NCBI's taxonomy places the organism in Eukaryota, Fungi, Ascomycota, Leotiomycetes, Helotiales, Hyaloscyphaceae. The transcript has a single exon. The record is from RefSeq and is a predicted model, not a curated record.